Messenger RNA from Gongylonema pulchrum, 414 nucleotides. Lineage: Eukaryota; Metazoa; Nematoda; Chromadorea; Rhabditida; Gongylonematidae. The record is from the annotation of a GenBank genome assembly.
AUGCACAUUUUAGCAGCGCUGAUCGUUUUGGUGGAUUUAUUCGAAGCAGUGAUUUAUGUGUCGAAAAGUCCAUGCUUUCAUCAAGACUGUGACCCGAAAUGUGAAGUGGUGGAUGAAUGCAAAAGUAAUAAAGCAUGUGCCAAGUUGCUCGGCCUAUUGUUAUCCAAAAUCCGUAAAGAGCUGAGUAAAGUUGAUGUGAAGAUGACUGUCAAAUUCCUCUAUCCGCAUCUGAACCGUGGUGACCUUUAUACAAAGCAGGGUAUUCUCUGUAUGCUGCAAGCUGGCAUAAAGGUCGAACCAUUAUUGCUUAAGGACUGGUCAGCGGUUAUGGACUGGACACCUCACGCAGAUCACAAAGGAGAAUAUUUGCAGGUAAAAAUUUCAUCAACUCGGCAGGUUUUUUUGCCCAGUUAG